This is a messenger RNA of Effrenium voratum, 2738 nucleotides long. NCBI's taxonomy places the organism in Eukaryota, Dinophyceae, Suessiales, Symbiodiniaceae. The record is from the annotation of a GenBank genome assembly.
AGCUUUGUGGCUUAUGACCCGCUUGGGUCGACUUUUGUAAGGCUUGAAGCAGCCCAGGAUGGCGCCCAUUCAGUACGAGGGUGAGGCAGGGCCUCGCACUCUGUACGACAAGAUUUGGGCAGACCACUUGGUAAACGAGGCGGAUGGUACAAGCCUCAUCUACAUAGAUCGGCAUUUGGUCCACGAGGUCACCAGCCCCCAAGCAUUUGAGGGCCUGCGCUUGAGCAGUAGAGAGGUGCGGCGCACAGACUGCACCCUGGCCACCGUUGACCACAACAUUCCGACAUCGAGCAGGAAAAACUUCAAGGACACCAAAAGUUUCAUUGAGGAAGCCGAUUCUCGCACCCAGGUUGUCACCCUGGAGCAGAAUGUACAAGAGUUUGGCCUUACAUAUUUCGGCAUGGACAACAAGAGACAGGGUAUUGUGCAUGUCAUUGGCCCUGAGCAGGGCUUCACGCUGCCGGGCACGACUGUUGUCUGUGGUGAUAGCCACACCUCAACUCACGGUGCAUUUGGAGCUCUUGCUUUCGGUAUUGGAACGUCAGAGGUUGAGCAUGUCCUCGCCACACAGACUCUGUUGAUGAACAAAGCAAAAAACAUGCGAAUAAAAGUGUCUGGAAAGCUUACUGAGGGAGUUACCUCCAAGGAUGUGAUUUUGCAUAUCAUUGGAAUCAUUGGCACUGCCGGUGGAACUGGAUGCGUGAUUGAGUUCUGUGGAGACGUAUUCGAGAGCAUGUCCAUGGAGGCCAGGAUGUCAGUUUGCAACAUGACGAUCGAAGCAGGCGCCAGGGCAGGAAUGGUUGCGCCUGAUGAUAUCACAUUCAACUAUCUCAAGGGCAGGCCGCUUUGCCCGAAGGGAAAGGAAUGGGACAAGGCUGUGCAGUACUGGAAAAGCCUGCGCACCGACAAGGGUGCCAAGUUCGACAAGGACAUUCACGUUGAUGCUGCUGACAUUGCACCAACGGUCACUUGGGGCACAAGCCCAGAAGAUGUCGUUCCGAUCACUGGUGUGGUACCAGAUCCAAAGGAGGCAACAGAUGAAACGAAGAGGACAGGAAUGCAGCGAGCACUUCAGUACAUGGGCCUGGAGCCUGGCACCAAGAUGACCGACAUUCCGGUCCAGAAGGUCUUCAUUGGCUCAUGUACCAACAGCAGAAUUGAAGAUAUGCGCAGUGUGGCCACUGUGGUGAAGGGCAAGAAGGUGGCUGCUGGCGUGGAUGCCAUGAUCGUGCCUGGCUCUGGCUUGGUGAAGCAGCAGGCGGAGGCUGAGGGCCUGGACAAGAUCUUUACCGAGGCUGGUUUCGACUGGAGGGAGCCUGGCUGCUCCAUGUGCCUCGGGAUGAACCCCGACCGCCUCAAGCCCCAGGAGCGCUGCGCAGCAACGUCCAACCGCAACUUUGAGGGACGACAGGGGCCGCAGGGCCGAACUCACCUGAUGAGCCCUGCAAUGGCAGCUGCAGCUGCUGUCACGGGGAAGCUCCAGGAUGUGCGAGAACUGACUUCUGCACAGGCCAAGGAUUCUGGAAGCAAAGUCCCGGAACCAACCAAGACGAUGGAUUUCUACUCCGAACCUGUGGAUUGGACUGCCCCCAAGGACGCAGUGGCCGAGACUAGUGUCACAACUUCAACAAGUGCUGGAAUGCCAAAGUUCACAAGCCUUGACGACGUGGUGGCCUGCCCGCUGAGAAAAGCGAAUGUGGACACCGACUGCAUCAUUCCGAAGCAAUUCCUGAAAACUAUUCAGAGAACUGGGUUGGGCAAAGCUGCAUUCUUCGAACUGCGCUAUGAGGAUGACGGGGUCACAGAGCGCAAGGACUUCAUUCUGAAUCAGGAGCCAUAUCGCACAGCAUCGGUGAUGAUAGCUGGCGACAAUUUUGGCUGCGGCUCCUCACGAGAACAUGCGCCUUGGGCGCUGAACGACCAGGGCAUCCGGUGUAUCAUCGCACCCAGUUUUGCAGACAUUUUCUUCAACAAUUGCUUCAAGAAUGGCAUGCUGCCCAUCGCGGUCACAAAGGACAUUGUGGAGGAGCUAUGGGUCCACGCAGAGGCGAAGAAAAAAGUGACUGUGGACCUGCUAACGCAAGAGAUUAGAAGAGAGGGCUGCGAGGCAGUAAAGUUUGAUGUUGAUCCAUUCCGAAAGCACUGUCUCCUGAAUGGCUUGGAUGAUAUUGGCCUUACUCUGCAGAAGGCCGAGCACAUCGACAACUUUGAGGCCAGGAGAAGCUCUAUGUUCCCUUGGCUUGAUGGUCCUAGAUACAGCAGGCUCAAAGCGGAAGUUCGCAUCAGUACAGCCAAGUCCUCCACCUUCUACACUCGCAUCGCAAAGGGCUUUUUGGCCGGGCUGCCAGCUUCUGACGAGCGCCCUGAGCGACCUCCAGCUGCACAGCUCAUUCUGUCCGCGACGGGCAAUGCCAUCGAGCGAGCAGUGCGAGUCGCACAAGAUCUCGAGGAAGAGGAUGAAGCUGAUAUGAUGAGGAUCCGGACACAGAUGGUUGACGGAUCGAACAGAGGCAGCGGUUCACAAGUACCUCAGAUCCUUAUUACUAUGAAGGCGCGGCCGAAGGCGCGAGCAGUAAUAGUUCCGAGCUCUACUGAAAAGGGAGGCCGCAAUGGCAAGACUACCGGCACCGACUGGUAGUCCAGGCAAUGACAGAGUGGAUUUGCGCCUUUGAAGGCUUCGCUGGUCUGACUCUGAUCCCGCGAUUUGGACCCCUCUGACACAGCAUCAGGCAUCAGGC